This is a messenger RNA of Pseudocercospora fijiensis CIRAD86, 1518 nucleotides long. RefSeq lists its product as uncharacterized. The annotation marks the transcript as partial. Lineage: Eukaryota; Fungi; Ascomycota; Dothideomycetes; Mycosphaerellales; Mycosphaerellaceae. The record is from RefSeq and is a predicted model, not a curated record. Gene Ontology annotation, cellular component: glycosylphosphatidylinositol-mannosyltransferase I complex; endoplasmic reticulum membrane. Gene Ontology annotation, biological process: GPI anchor biosynthetic process; protein processing. The transcript is spliced from 2 exons. Gene Ontology annotation, molecular function: mannosyltransferase activity.
AUGAGGCAGAGAGUAACGUAUCUUCUGGCGCGCGGUGCAGGAGUCAAUCCGGCCGAUAUCACGCUUGAGAAGGAUCGCGUGUCGUUUGCAGAAGCACAUGCGGCCGCCAAAGAGACGCGCAUCACCGUUGGCCUCUCAGAGCUGCCCAAGGAGCUGCAAUCAACCCUUGGAGAUUUCCAUGAGCUGCACAUUCGACUAGCAUCACGCCAGAACUACCAUGCGCUUGUGCCGACCGUUUCAAGAGUCCCGUCUGGUCUGCACAUCUUCUUUACCCCUCGCCAUCCGGGCCAAGAGACCACGUUAUGCUCGUUCCUGCGGCAGAUUGUCAGUGAAGACAUCCAAUGUGCUUCCUCAGAAGCAACCUUCAGCAGGCCACCAGUCCGAUCGGAACGCUUCGCAAGUGCUUCGACGUACCAGUUCUUUCAUGGAUCACAUCAUCUCCCCAGCAUAUCAGAGCACAUAAGAGCUCAUCUUUGCCCGGGACUUCCAGUCGGAUCCGAAGUCGGUCAGACAUGCAAUUUCAUCGCCGAAGCAGGUUCGAGGGCAUAUAUCGACUACGAUUACGAUGUCAUCACUCACGCUGUUACCAUAACGACACUGUCAUCUGCAUCAAGUGGCCAGAAUCGCCCAGGACACGCCGUGGCUCACAAGAUCAAGCCAGAGGACAGGCUUGAGGUUGGCAUAUUGGCGCCAGAGACCCCAGAUGAGCCGGAAGAAUUGAAGCUCGGUGGGUAUCUCACUGUCGUGGGCGAUGAUGACAAACCAAGCGCAACGCUGUUUGGAUUCCCAGCACGUCAUCACCCUCUGCCCGACAAUGAUUUGACGGCAUAUCAAGUGUCCUUUCAGGCACCGACAGGACUCCAUCCAAAGCUGGACAUCAAGUUUCCGGCUCAGCAUCUUCAACCGCCAAAAGACAAUUGCGCACUACACGCCUAUGCUACAUUGCCAGCAUCAUUGUUCAUUGACCGCUACCAAUUGGACGAUAAGCUCUUCAUGGACUCAAACAAUCUUGUCUCAUUGCGCGCCCUCAGCGGUGAGCAAGACCUCGAGGCACCGAAUUGGGUCUUGAAACAAUGGGGAUCUGCAGCUCUACUGGAGCUAGCUCAUCCAGAACAAAAAGCCUCAAGUACUGAUGACUGGACCGUGACCAUACCCAUGCAUCUCCGCUAUGUCAAUGGAUCAUCUGACACGAAUAAGGAUGGCUCUGUGGAUCUGUCUUGGCCUGUAGUCUUUUGGGCUUGCGAAGCCGAGGAAGGGCUGAAGAUGAGCACCAACCCGUUUGACAGAGUAAAUUUGGGCUACGAUGGUCUCUUUGGUCCAAAGACCAUGUUUUAUCAUGUUCCGCCAUCUCCUACCGCCGGCGUGCUGGUAGAGCGUCUUUCGGUACCUUUCUUGGACCCCGCCAAGGCUGAAUGGGUACCGUUGGGCACAAGCAUCGUGGUCUUCGUAGGAUUUGCGUGGAUUUGCUUCAAGCUGUUCGGAGGUAGCGCUCCUACGAGGAGUGACGAGAAGAAGACG